This is a messenger RNA of Mollisia scopiformis, 801 nucleotides long. Its product is annotated as Cloroperoxidase. Gene Ontology annotation, molecular function: peroxidase activity. Lineage: Eukaryota; Fungi; Ascomycota; Leotiomycetes; Helotiales; Mollisiaceae. The coding region runs from base 1 to 801 and encodes 266 amino acids. The transcript has 4 exons. The record is from RefSeq and is a predicted model, not a curated record.
AUGAAGCUUUCCGCCAUUUCUACUACCCUGGCGGCUACCUUGGUUUCUGCCAACCCUAAUUAUGGAAGAGGCUCUCUCGACGAAUGGGCCCCUGGCGGACCAGAUGAUUUUCGAGGACCUUGCCCGAUGAUGAACACCCUCGCAAACCAUGGCUUCCUCCCUCACGACGGCGGAAACAUCACAUUGGAGAAUGCAGUCUAUGCUUUAACCACAGCUCUCAACUUCAAUGAAUCCGUCGCUACCCUUAUGUGGCAGCAAGCUAUUAUCGCCAACCCCGAGCCCAAUGCCACAUUCUUCACCCUCGACAACCUCAACCGCCACAACGUCCUUGAGCACGAUGCCAGUAUCUCCCGCUCCGACGCCUUCUUCGGCAACAACCACGUCCUCAACCAAACCAUCUUCGACACCACAACCGCCUUCUGGACUGGAGAUAUUCUUGACGUAACUAUGCUCGCAAACGGAAAGAUGGCACGUCAACUCGCUUCCAAGGCCUUCAAUCCCAAUUACACUUUUACUUCAACAACCGAAGCGUUCAGUCUGGGAGAAAUGGGUGCGCCGAUUUUGAUCUUUGGGGAUAUUCCUGCCGGGACAGUGAAUAAGACUUUGGUCACAUAUUUCUUUGAAAACGAGCGCCUUCCUGUUGAAUUGGGAUGGACUAAGCAAGCAUCCCCGAUCAAUCUCGAUCAGGUAUCGGCUACUUCGGCGUCGCUUAGCAAGGCUGCCAGUUUGCUUACCAACUCGACGACUUCUGCGGCUGCCAGGCAUCGGGAUUUGCAUGCUGGGUUUAUGUUCGAGAGUUAA